CUUUCACCGCGCUGCAUUCUGGGAAACCCAGUUUAUUUCUGGUUUGGGAACGAUGGCAGGCGUGCAGCCGCCUCCCCUACGCAGCCUGGAUGAUUUUCUGCUGAGCUCGGCUCGUUUUGCGGUGCCAGAUGUGCGGGACCUGGACCGCUGGAACAACCGCAUGAUCAACAACCUUUUGUAUUAUCAAAGCAAUUACUUCCUGUCCGCGCUGAGCGUCCUGCUCCUUGUGGGGUAUUUCCAGCCCAUCCAGAUGUUUGUUGGGAUGACGGUGGUCACCGCGUUGUUCCUGGGUUUCGUCUGGGCUGCGGAGAACAAAGCUCCCAUCCGCCGUUUCCGUAGAAACCACCCAUUAUUGGCUGUGCUCGCCAUUCUCUUGGCCAGUUACCUCUUCAUAUCGGUGUUGGGAGGAGUGACUGUGUUCCUGUUUGGAAUAGCAAGCCCAGUACUGAUGGUUCUGGUCCAUUCGUCGAUGAGGCUGCGGAACCUAAAGAACAAGCUGGAGAACAAACUGGAGAGCAUCGGCCUGAAGCGGACCCCCAUGGGGCUCCUGCUGGAGGCCCUGGGGCAGGAGCAGGAGGCCGGCUCCUAAACGCCCAGCAGGGGUAAAGGUUCACCUCUUCUUUAUUUUCUGAUCAGAAACCAGAAGAAAAUUGACCAAAUUGGACAAGUUUUAUAGUUUGACAAUUUUUGCACAUGUGGUUAUGGAGUGAAGGACUGAAGGUGUUUCCCUUUUUAUUGUGAAACCAUUUGUAGUUUCAUCUGUUGUUCUACCCAACUGGUCUAAACCGCCUUAUGUUAAUGUUUACAGAAUUUACCAAUGGAACAAAAAAUCAUUUUGCAUGAAUACAUCAUGUUGUAACAAUGAAGGAGCAAACAGGCUAGACAAGUGAUUUCCAACCUGGAACUUGAACUAGACCUCCAAACACCCUGAGUGUCCAGAGCCGUUUCUCAGCUGUUGCACCACACACACACACACACACACACCUACCCCCCCCCCCCCACACACACACCUACCCACACACACACACAACAACUAAGAACUCUAUGUGGAGUAGUGGCUGGCUGCUUAUUAAUGUAGUUUUAGAUAAUGAAGAAGAUUCCAGCAGAUCAGCCAGUGUGAUCACAGAUCACUGAUCAAUGACCUUCUUAAUUGCUGAUAAUUUCUUUUUUGACAAAGACAUUUCCUCUUCCCAUCUGUGAUACUCUGUAAUGGAAGCAGGAAAUGGUGAUCCUCUGAUAAACCUUCAGUUAAGCAGCAUGUGUUGAAGGUCAUUGCAAAUAUAUUUGUGAAGACCGACUAACAGGACACUGCCCCCCCCUCCCCCCAU
Messenger RNA from Xiphophorus maculatus (southern platyfish), 1328 nucleotides. RefSeq names its product PRA1 domain family member 2 (gene praf2). Gene Ontology annotation, cellular component: membrane. The transcript has 3 exons. Bases 53 to 589 code for a protein of 178 amino acids. The record is from RefSeq and is a predicted model, not a curated record. Lineage: Eukaryota; Metazoa; Chordata; Actinopteri; Cyprinodontiformes; Poeciliidae.